CCCACGGAGAGCUCUAUGGAAGACUCAUCUACUACAGAUCGACUAAACUUUGACAGGUUUGAUAUAUGCAGAUUGCUGCAGCACGGGGCAUCGCUUUUGGGCUCUGCUGGUGCAGAAUUUGAAGUCCAGGAUGAAAAAUCAGGUGAAGUGGAUCCUAAAGAGAGGAUAGCACGCCAACGGAAAUUAUUACAGAAGAAACUUGGGCUUAAUAUGGGAGAAGCAAUUGGAAUGAGUACUGAAGAGCUCUUCAACGAUGAAGACUUGGAUUAUACCCCAACUGCAGCAGCCCUCGUAAACAAACAAUCUACUCUCCAGGCAGCUGAAUUGAUUGAUUCAGAAUUCCGAGCAGGAAUGAGUAAUAGACAGAAGAACAAAGCUAAAAGAAUGGCCAAGUUAUUUGCGAAACAGAGAUCCAGGGAUGCAGUGGAACCAAAUGAGAAGAGCAAUGACAGCACUGAUGGAGAACCAGAAGAAAAGAGGCGGAAAGUAGCAAAUGUUGUUAUUAAUCAGACUGCAAAUGAUUCCAAAGUCUUGAUUGAUAAUGUUCCAGAAUGUUCUUCCUUAAUUGAAGAGACAAAUGAAUGGCCUUUGGAAAGUUUUUGUGAAGAACUUUGCAACGACCUUUUUAAUCCCUCCUGGGAGGUUCGACAUGGGGCAGGUACUGGACUCAGAGAAAUUCUUAAGGCUCAUGGGAAAAGUGGUGGUAAAAUGGGAGACAGCACUUUAGAAGAGGUAAGAGUAUUAAAGCUAUGAUUUAGUUUUAGUAGUUGGUCUCUUUUUCCAAUUUAGGGGGAAGCAACAAAAGUUACGUAACGAAGUAGAAAUGCAAGGUGAGAAAGGUGAAGAGCUUUUAUGAAAAGGUUAAAGAAAAAGAUGCAAGUUUAUCAUUGUAGAAUGAGUUUAGGGAACAGAGAUAUUCAGAAACACUAGAGUGGAGCAAUUGUAGGAAGGAGAGCAUUUGAGCAGUAGAGAGUAGAGUAAGGUGAAUAAUAUGGUAGUGGUUGCUGAGCAACAUCAGUGUAGGGAGAAAACACUGGAAAUAGCAUAGCUAGCAGAAGACCCGCUAAAGAGUAACAUCACGUAAUACUUUUCUUUUGUUUUCUUGGAGGUGGGGGAUAUUUUGAUACAGUCUCACUGUUGAGUCCUGGCUGGCUUGGAACUAUGUACCUUUCUAAGCUGGAAUUCACAGAGAGCCUCCUGCCUCUGCCUCCUGGGUUCCCAGCCUGUAGUAGGUUUUGUGUGUGUGUGU
This is a messenger RNA of Acomys russatus (golden spiny mouse), 1249 nucleotides long. RefSeq names its product TATA-binding protein-associated factor 172-like. Gene Ontology annotation, molecular function: TBP-class protein binding; DNA binding; ATP hydrolysis activity. The transcript is spliced from 6 exons. NCBI's taxonomy places the organism in Eukaryota, Metazoa, Chordata, Mammalia, Rodentia, Muridae. The record is from RefSeq and is a predicted model, not a curated record. The coding region runs from base 16 to 753 and encodes 245 amino acids.